Cajanus cajan (pigeon pea) is the source of this 495-nucleotide messenger RNA. RefSeq names its product auxin-responsive protein SAUR71. Gene Ontology annotation, biological process: response to auxin. Lineage: Eukaryota; Viridiplantae; Streptophyta; Magnoliopsida; Fabales; Fabaceae. The record is from RefSeq and is a predicted model, not a curated record.
AUGGAUUCAAAGAAAUGUAACAAGAUAAGAGAGGUGGUUAGGCUUCAACAAAUCCUUAACAAGUGGAAGAAAGUGGCAGCUGCUUCUGCUUCCAACAACACUAAAGGCAUCAAGUUUUUAAAACGAACCCUCUCAUUCACCGACUCCAACGAUGUUGUUCCAAAAGGCUUCCUAGCUGUUUGCGUAGGGAAGGAGCUCAAGAGAUUCACUAUUCCCACCCAUUACUUGAAACACAAAGCGUUUCAGAUGUUGCUUCGACAAGCCGAAGAGGAGUUUGGUUUCCAGCAAGAGGGUGUCCUCAAAUUCCCAUGCCAAGUCUCAGUGUUCGAGAAAAUAUUGAAGGCCGUCCAAGAUAACAAUGGAGACAAAGAUAAUAUUAGUUAUUCUGAACUUCAUCAUGCUCAAACGUGUACAUAGAUCUACACCACCCCUUUCUUUACUAGUUUUCUUUGUUUCUUAGAGGCUAUGCAUGCAUCAAUUACAAAGUAGUGCAAG